AUGAACCAAAUCAAAGGCGAGCAGAUUAUCGACUUGGAACAACCUCUUAUCAAGGUUCCUUAUGAACAAUUGAGGAAAUCUGUCAAGCAUUCCAACAAGUACCUUGAAGUGCAAAUCACCAACAUUCUCGACAAGAUCAAUCGCUGCGUGAAGGCUGCAGAGGCAAAUGAGAUAUCACCAGAGAAAGCUACUGAGACUUUGGUCGAGUUAACAGAACAGCUUGAAAACAUGAAGCGUAAGCUCAAAAAGUAUUGGCAAGAGGAGAGCGUGCAUGCGAGACGACUAAAGAAUCGAGUGGUGCAUUUGAACACGAUAUCCGGGGUUACAUCGGUGAAGGCACCAGAGUUUCAGCAAUGGAGCAAAACACGGUUGAAUCGAUUGGUGGUGGAUUAUCUAUUACGAGAAGGUCUUACAGAAACAGCCAAGCUUGUUGCAACCGAAAACGAUGUCGAGGAUAUGGUGGAUGUUUUGCUCUUUACACAAUCAGAAAAGGUCGAGGAAGCGCUGAGAAAUCAUAGCUGCAAAGAGUGUCUGCAAUGGUGUUCAGAAAAUCGCUCGUCUCUCAAAAAGCAAAAUAGCACGCUCGAAUUCAAUUUGCGACUACAAGAAUACAUCGAGUUGGCAAGAGCAGGCAAAGGAAUGGAAGCUAUUGCGUACGCCCAAAAGUACUUGUCGCCAUGGCAACCUACCGAAUUUAAGAGGAUCCAGCAAGCAAUGGCAUUAUUAGUGUUCAGCAGUGAUACGGAAUGUCAGCCCUACAAGGAUCUUUACGACCCAAUACGAUGGAAUGAGUUGAUUGAACAAUUUCGAGCCGACAACUACAAGCUUUGUUCACUUACGUCCCAUCCUCUGUUGUCCAUCACUCUACAAGCUGGUCUUUCAGCAUUAAAGACGCCCCAGUGCUACAACCAUGAAAGUCGCAAUGUUCAUUGUCCCGUAUGUGAUGCUGAUACGUUGGGUAAAUUGGCUGAGACAUUACCAUGGAGUCACCACGUCAAUUCCACCGUUGUAUGCAGAAUCAGUGGCAAAAUCAUGAAUGAAGAUAAUCCACCCUUAUUGCUACCAAAUGGACGAGUCUAUAGCUACGAGUCACUUCAUGAUAUGGCUGCCAAGAAUGAUGGCGUGAUUACUUGUCCAAGGACUGGCGAUGUUUUCCAGAUUGAAGAUACCAGAAAAGUCUUUGUUUCAUAG
Molecule: messenger RNA, 1191 nt
Organism: Lichtheimia ornata
Lineage: Eukaryota; Fungi; Mucoromycota; Mucoromycetes; Mucorales; Lichtheimiaceae
Exons: 7
Coding region: 1-1191 (396 amino acids)
Biological process (GO): proteasome-mediated ubiquitin-dependent protein catabolic process
Cellular component (GO): GID complex; nucleus; cytoplasm
Molecular function (GO): ubiquitin protein ligase activity; protein binding
Source: RefSeq, a predicted model, not a curated record